Molecule: messenger RNA, 2656 nt
Organism: Ostrinia furnacalis (Asian corn borer)
Lineage: Eukaryota; Metazoa; Arthropoda; Insecta; Lepidoptera; Crambidae
Product: IQ and ubiquitin-like domain-containing protein
Exons: 5
Coding region: 65-2572 (835 amino acids)
Biological process (GO): cilium assembly; flagellated sperm motility
Cellular component (GO): motile cilium; acrosomal vesicle
Source: RefSeq, a predicted model, not a curated record
GUUAAUCAAUCGAAUUAUUUAUUUUACUUAAAACAAUUUUAUGUAACCCAUUAUUUAUCACAAAAUGGAAGUGCGAAAAACAGUAGGAAUAGCCCCAAACCCAGAGUGUGUCAAAGGUGUGGUUGCGUGUCAAUGUGAACUAGGUCGGGAGAAGCUGCUCACUGCCCCUCCGUACAAGCGGGUGUCUUCCCCGCAGGGAGACGAUGCCAAGUCCAGGUACCCUACUGCACCCUGCGCCAGGGAGGCCGAACAGUACAAGUGCCCUGUCAGCCAUAUCCUCGUCACAUUCAAGUCACCCCUACACCCCAACCAAGUGUUCAACAAAGUCUUCCCGGCGAAUACGCCAGUCAAAUUCGUCAAACGCAAAUUGGCCAAAUUGCUCUCAGUGUCAAACAGCAAUCUAUUGCUAACGAAAAACCGAACCGUGCUCAAAGAAACAAGCAUGCUCUCGGAUCUCAAGACUGACCCAGUCGGGAACUUGGUAAUCGAUGUGUUCACAAAAAACUCGGAGGACUUCGCUUUAUCCUCGAUACCAAAAGAAUCGUACGUCCACGAGCUGCUCCAUGCAGUCAUUCCGAAGAAGAAAACUAUGCCAUUCAUAGCCAUAAAGUUUAGGGUUCGUAAUCAGAACGGUAUAUUCACACGCUCUUAUCAUUCCAUUAUGAAAGUGCACGAAAUAAAGAAGAAUUUGGGUGGGCUAUUUCAAGUGGACCCUGACAAUUUGGUCUUACUCCGAGGAGAAAACCCGCUCAAAGACCGUAUGGCUUUAAUGGAUCUUGACUACGACAAAUAUGGCAUAGUUGAAGUGGAGUUACUGACGAAGAAUAACGAAAAACUAAACCUAGAUAAAUUGUACAAAGAAUUGCCUAUCCAUGAUGUUUUGAGUGUUAUGGUGCCAUUCGGCAGUACUCUGAAACAAAUAAACGUAGAAAUCUUUUCAGAGCCGAUGGAAAAACCUUAUUUGGGCGGCUACAGAAAUGUUCAUACCGGCAUCGAAUACCACCAUGCUUACACACAAACGCCCCAGAAACCAGAAAAACUUCCACCAGAGAACAAAAACUGUAGAGACACUCAAACAGCCGAAGAACGAGAAAAGAUUUACGAUACCAACUACAGUCGUGCAACACAAAUGAACACGAUUCACGCCUACAUACCGAACGUGAACGAUAAGAUCAUUGUGCCACAGCCGUACGAAACUUACGAGCAAAUGAUAAUUCGCCUGAAUCAUAACCACUUUGCGAACGUCAUUCAAAGGGCUUUCAGACAUCACCAGUUCAGGCAAAAAGUGGACAGAUGGCUGCGAGAGUGCAGGGAACGAAUAGAAAGAAUGAAAGAGGAAGAGAGGCUAGAACGAGAAGCUAUAGAAAGACGGUUACGAAGGGACCUUAUAACCAAGACAUUUCCUAGGACGCGUCAGGAUUUUGAUCAACUUUAUUCAAUGGUCGAUCGCUGGAAACACGCAGAAAUAGCAAGGAUCUCUCAACUACACUCAAAAGGUCCAAAGAUAGCGGAAUUCACAUUGCUUCUCGAUAAAGAAGUAGAACUGCUGCGCUGCAUCGAAGCGUACAGAGUGAAAGUGAAGGAAGACAGCCAGAAGAUUAAGGAGAAAAAGUUUUUGGAAGAAAUAUCAAAGCCGGUAGCGUGGUUUGGAAAAGACGGCAAAUUGAUAUCUAUGGACACAGUCGAAAUACAAAAAGCGAGGAAGUUGAAGGAAUUGUACAAUUCCUUUAUUCGUGAAGACAUGGAAGUGAAAGAACGAAUGGAGCUCCUGGUCGAUAUGAAAUUCGCUCUGCAAGAGUUUCGCCAUCCGCUCGCUGAAGAAGUAAUAAGUCUUCUAGAUAGAGAAUGCGAUCUCCUCGUGAGACGGUGUAAUAAUUACCAAAUUGAGUUUCUGAGACGUCGUAUAGCAGCAACUGUCUUUCAACUACUGAAGACAUCAGAAUUGAACUCUGGCGUCACGAAAUGCAAAGAUAUCAGAGAUUACAAGAAAAUGGAGAACAGUAGAUUGCACUUCUGCGAGAUGUGUCAUCAAGUUAAAGCAUAUACUGAUUUCCCAUUGAACGCUAAGAUGAGUGGCUUCUUAGUAUGCAAGUCGUGCUCGUGGAAGGAUGUCACAGAGCGCUUAUGGGUUGACAUGACUCCGUACAAGUUGAUUCUUCGUGCUGUCCAACGCGAUGAGAGGCGUCGCAAGUGUUGGGGCUCCUUGGCUUUUGUACUCCAGGAAAAGGACAUUUACUUCAUCGUCGAUAAGCUUUGGCAUUCCCAUUCAGCAAUAAGCGAAUGCAACGACAUGACGGAGUUGAGAUUGUGUCGCUGGCGUGUUGAAGAGGACUGGUCUCCGUGGAAUUGCUUCUUGGUGACUAUCCAAGAGAUGAAAGCGCAUUUGAAGCUUGAGGCGCCUGAAGAGGUGUAUGAUGAGGAGUUGGUGAAGAAAGUCCUCAAUAAACAUAAGCUAGCUAAGGCUAACUUCGAGCAGUUGAUGACUGUGAACAAGCAUUUCACCGAGACCGGCCAGUGGCAAGGCAUCCGAGCGCCAGCCGUGGCUCACAUAGAAGCGGUCGAACCUAUAUGAAACACUUCCUAGAUACUUUUACAAUUUGUUGAAUCAUGCUUAGCUAUUUGUUAAUUUUUAACGUUGUUUUAAAACGCGUUCAAG